UAUUGGGAUGAGCAGACGUGUUUAGCAGUGCUCUAGUUUACUGCCUAUUUUGGCGUAAUGGACCCGCAUAAUGACUUUGAGAUAAGCAUGAAACGAAUCUUAAUUUAACGUAGAAUAUUUUGGUGGUAUUUGCAGAUGAGUUGAAUGGUGAAAUAAUUGAAUUAUAGGCUUUAAAAAUUGAUUAUUUUGACCCAGUUUUGAAAUUUUAGACUCACCAUCGCGUUAAUUCUGCUCUAGAUUUUUAGUAGUAAGUCUCGUGCUAGUUCUGAAGAGAGAUCCUUAUAGCCAAUAAUGUCAGACUCUGACACCUCGGUUAGUGGCUACGAUCAAACAGUGGGAGAAUGGGUUGUGGCGAGAAAGACCAAACGGAGCAGGAUAAGCAAGGCAAAAAUCGUAGCAUCAACGAUUACGGACGCUGAAGAAACUGUACCGAAGAGCAUUUUUUGUCCUAUCUCUCCUCUCACCAAUCAGCCUACCGCGGCCCCCGAACAGCUGACGAGUGCGACUAACUCUACGCAUACCGGCGAGAAUGACGACAAAGCAUCCCACGACAGGGUGGCGACGAGCGCGAGGGCGCCGACCCUGGACCAGCUGAUCCCCACUAGUGCGACGUCAGCCGACAAGAAACGUCUAAUCGCUGAGUCGGAUUGCAUUUUCAGUGGGCGCUACGACCCAGCUGCGGUGUGCUGUAUCAUGGCAUCCAUGGACGAACCCGACCUGAGAGAGCUCCGAGAACUGCUGCAUGCUGCGCUGUCUGCGGUCAUCCCGGCUGUCGCCGGCCGUCCUCUCUGCCGCCGUGUUACCGGCAACUUGGCUGGCCUAGCGGAUGACUGCUGGACCUUGGGCUACUCGGCGGCUCAAGGUAUGCUGACACAGCGUGCUAAUGCUGCCACUCUGAAGCCAGCGGGUCGCAAUCCCCUGCCACCCCCCGGUCCCACCCGGAGCCCGCCCUCGGACUCUGCUAUGUCGUGCCCCAGCGCGAUAACUUCGUCACUCGAGGCGAUCAUAUCCACCCAGCUGCGAAUGGAGAAUGAAAUUAGGGAGCUUCACGCUCGUCAAGCUACCCAGGAUGCUUACAAAACUCGUCUGAAACAGCUGGAACUGGAAAUAACUGGUCUCCGCAGAGAAUGUGCUGCUAGAGAUGACACGAUUGAUCAGUUGAAGGUCCUUGUAGAGGGACUGCUAGCCCGUGAGGGCCCACAGCCACGCCGGCCAGUCACCCCUGGAUUACAGGUGCAGCCGGGGCGACAUGACAGCGAUGCGAGGUCCGCUGCUAAUGAUGCUACUGCUGUAACUGAAGAGGCUCACUCUGACCGCACCGCCGCCCGCGAGAUUGCCGCCAACUUGGAUCUGCGUGCCCUGGGUGAGGCGAUCGCUGGUGCCCUGCAUUGGCGGGUCGGCGAUUCAGACAGUGAGCCAGAGCAGCAGAACACGCAUACCGUGUCUGAGCGUAGGACAGCGCAGCCCGCGAACCACAGUCAAGCAGCAGUGCCGACUGCGGCACCGACCAGCGACACGUCUGCCGCGGCUCCAGGCGGUCCGACACGGCGACAGAGCAUGGUGACCGGCUCUGGUCCCCCAUCAGCUCUGAUUCAGGAGCCGCCUCGUCAAGAAUCUCGGAAGGAGAAGUUCAUCCUGGAGGGCUUCCGUGUGGAUGUUGCUGACAGUGACGUGCGGAGUCUGGUCUGGACGGUUGUUCGCAAUCUCCAUGAUUUCCAAAGGGUAUCACGCCGCGGUCCUGCUGCCUCUGUAAGCAAGGCGUUCAAGAUUGAGGUUGAUGCUGAGGACACCGAUCGUAUAUUGGACCCGUCCAGCUGGCCGACUGGCCUGGUUGUGCGCCUUUUACCUCACCCUGUGAACACUGGGCGCCGAGGACAGCGUUUUCGCCGUCCUGCGGCCUCAUCUGGAAGAUCACAGACGACCCGGAGUGCUGCAAAAAGAACUGAACAUGGCAAUGCUAACUGGCAGGCGACGGCCCCGCGCCGUUACAGUGAUGUGGUCAGAGGCAUUGAACACUGUGACACUGCCUGGACGGCGGCCGCCCAACGCCGGGACGAAGAUGAGACCCGCCGGGAAGCAGUCACCUCACAGCGCUCCAGAGCCCCCAACAGAGACUGCACUCACGGCGUCGGUACAUCUAGCGCGGUCGACGCUGUCGGCGGCGACGGAAGUAACGCCACACAUGGUGACGGUGGCUGGGAAGAGGAAAGGCCGCGCCGUUAUGGACCAUUCGUGCCAGCUAGAUACCAUGGACACCAAGAUGACAAUGCAUGGGUGUCAACCUAUCAGCGCCGUGAUGGAGACGGACACUGGGCAACAGCCGCCUCUCACCGCCCAGGCGCCCCUAGUCGAGGCAGCGAACAGGACGCCGGCGCUCCCUGGGUUCCAGCUGCCUCCCGUCACGUCAGAGGAGGCGCCACACACGGUGGCAACGGAUGGAGGGCGACUGCUUCGCAAUGUGACGGAUCCGGAUACCGUGGGUGGCCCUAUCAGCGCGCAAGAGAGGCCACCUCCUGGGAAUAGCGCCCAGAUGGCUACUCCUGGGGGCCAUCCCUGUCCUGCUGCCACCGCUGUGAAGCAUGACAGAGCGGAGUGCCGUAAUGCUGUGGACGCAAAAGUAACUCUGAACAUGAGCCUCACUCUGGGCACUUAUAACUGCGAAGGAUUUCUCGCAGGAGCGCAGUAUAUCGCCGACUGUCUAAUACCUGAAUGUGAUAUCUUAUUUUUAUGCGAAACCUGGCUAGCCCGUGCCCAGGGUGCUUAUCUGGAGCAUGCACUCUCCUCUCUAAGCUCCGAAGAAUUUCAGGUAUUUCAAGAAUUCGCCAUGGAACUACCACCAGGGACUGGAGAUGGCAGACCCCACGGUGGCGUGGCUUUUGUUUGCCGCCGUCAAGCGGGGCGCACAUUUCGCGCUGUAGAGUGUAAUG
This is a messenger RNA of Amphibalanus amphitrite, 2927 nucleotides long. RefSeq lists its product as uncharacterized. Lineage: Eukaryota; Metazoa; Arthropoda; Thecostraca; Balanomorpha; Balanidae. The record is from RefSeq and is a predicted model, not a curated record. The transcript has 2 exons. Bases 292 to 2523 code for a protein of 743 amino acids.